Molecule: messenger RNA, 8547 nt
Organism: Leucoraja erinaceus (little skate)
Lineage: Eukaryota; Metazoa; Chordata; Chondrichthyes; Rajiformes; Rajidae
Gene: stxbp5a
Product: syntaxin binding protein 5a (tomosyn)
Exons: 29
Coding region: 817-4389 (1190 amino acids)
Biological process (GO): regulation of exocytosis; regulation of protein secretion
Cellular component (GO): cytoplasm; SNARE complex; plasma membrane
Molecular function (GO): syntaxin binding; GTPase activator activity; myosin II binding
Source: RefSeq, a predicted model, not a curated record
GUGCUGCCAUUGCACAAAUACCGCUGCCAUUUAUUACUGUUAUCACUAUUCGUUUUUUCCGUUCUAUUAUUAUUUCACACUUAACGCUGCCAUUUACUACUGUUGUCACUAUUAGUGGUGCUAUUGCACCAUUGAUACUGCCAUUUACUACUAUUGUCACUAUUCACACUGCCGUUCUGGUAUUAUUAUUGCACCAUUGAUACUGCCAUUUACUACUAUUGUCACUAUUCACACUGCCGUUCUGGUACUAUUAUUGCACGAUUGGCGCUGCCAUUACUACUAUUGUCGCUGUCACUGCUGUAACAGUGCUGCCAUUGCACAUUAAUCGCAGCCAAUUUACCGGAACCCUGCUGGCUGUUGCACUGACAGCGCUGCUCCACGCCCUGGUUGUGUCAGCAUUAGUGCUGUCCCUCCCCACCCCUGUGCUGUGCAACGCUGCGCUCGAGCGCCUCAGGUGCACCGGCUCCUUGACAUCCGGGUGCGCGCGCGCUCGCUCGCUCGGUGGCGGUGGCAACGGCAACGGCGCGCAAGUGCGGAGCUGCGGUCCGGCUUGUGGCUGCGUUUCCGCGUCUAGCGAUAGGAGGGAGAGAGAGAGAGAGACACACACACACACACAGACAGACAGACAGACCGAGCAAGAGAAGGAGGAGAGCGAAGGGGAGAGACGCAAAGAGACGACGGGCAGCCGGUGCCCAGGAGGAUUGAGUCGGGCAGAGUCGAGCACCGCAGCGCCUUGCCCCGCCCCGCCCCGCUCCUCAGCCCGCGGCCUGAGCGGUGCUGCCGGCCGCCCUGACAUGUGACGCGGGCAGCGGCACCAUGAAGAAGUUCAACAUCAGGAAGGUGCUGGACGGCCUGACGGCGGCGGCGGCCGCCUCGGCCUCCUCCUCCUCGUCGUCGUCGCAGCAGCCCGGCCAGCGGCCCGCCGACAGUGACAUCGUCGAGAGCCUGUGCUCCGAGCACUUCCAGCUCUGCAAAACGGUUCGUCAUGGAUUUCCAUAUCAACCUUCGGCCAUGGCUUUUGAUCCAGUGCAGAAAAUCCUGGCUAUUGGAACCCAAUCUGGAUCAUUAAGACUCUUCGGAAGACCAGGGGUGGAGUGUUACUGCCAGCAUGACAGUUUUGCAGGAGUAAUCCAACUGCAGUUCUUGAUCAAUGAAGGAGCCCUUGUGAGUGCCUUGGCAGAUGAUACCUUACAUCUCUGGAAUCUGCGUCAGAAAAGGCCUGCCAUACUCCAUUCUCUUAAAUUCAACAAAGAAAGGAUAACAUUUUGCCAUCUGCCCUUCCAGAGUAAAUGGUUGUAUGUUGGCACGGAAAGAGGGAAUGUACAUAUUGUCAAUGUGGAGUCCUUCACACUCUCAGGCUAUGUCAUUAUGUGGAAUAAAGCCAUUGAACUAUCAUCAAAAUCCCACCCGGGCCUCAUUGUCCACAUCAGUGACAACCCAAUGGAUGAAGGCAAGCUUUUAAUUGGUUUUGAAUCUGGAACUUUGGUGUUAUGGGACCUCAAAUCAAAGAAGGGAGAGUACAGAUACAGCUACGAUGAGGCUAUCCAUUCCGUGGCUUGGCAUCAUGAAGGAAAACAAUUUGUUUGUAGCCAUUCAGAUGGCAGCCUUACUGUCUGGAAUGUAAGAUCUCCCAUUAAACCUGCACAGAUUAUUACACCACACGCAAAGCAGCCAAAAGAUGGAAAGAAGCCCGAGUCCUGCAAACCCAUCCUGAAAGUGGAAUAUAGAACAUGUAAAUCUGGAGAUCCUUUCAUCAUUUUUUCAGGGGGACUGUCCUAUGAUACAGUAGGUAGAAGACCAUGCUUGACAGUGAUGCACGGGAAAAGCACUGCAGUACUUGAAAUGGACUAUCCAAUUGUUGACUUUCUCACCCUUUGUGAAACACCAUAUGCAAGUGAUUUUCAGGAUCCAUUUGCAGUUGUUGUCCUUCUGGAAAAGGACUUGGUAGUCGUAGAUCUUGGACAAAAUGGUUAUCCUAUAUUUGAGAACCCUUACCCUUUGGACAUACACGAAUCGCCUGUCACCUGCUGCGAAUAUUUUGCUGACUGCCCUGUUGACCUAAUUCCUGCACUUUAUUAUGUAGGGGCAAAGCAGAAGCGGCAAGGAUACAGUAAAAAGGAAUGGCCUAUCAAUGGAGGUAAUUGGGGUUUGGGUACCCAGAGCUACCCAGAGAUAAUUAUUACAGGGCAUGCAGAUGGAUCACUGAAGUUCUGGGAUGCUUCAGCUAUAACGUUACAAGUUUUGUAUAAGAUGAAGACAUCCAAAGUAUUUGAAAAAUCUCGAAAUAAGGAAGAAAAACCAUUCACAGAUAUAGUGGAUGAAGAUCCUUAUGCCAUCCAGAUAAUCUCAUGGUGUCCUGAAAGCCGAAUGCUUUGUGUGGCAGGAGUAUCGGCCCACGUAAUUGUUUACAAAUUCAGCAAACAGGAAGUGACAACAGAAGUUAUCCAGAUGCUUGAAAUACGAUUGCAUUAUGAAAUAAAUGAUCUUGAAUCACCGGAGACUGAUCAAACACCAACAGUAGGAAUUUCAUGCCAGGGGUCAAAUUCUCAGACUGCAAACUCUCAGUCUCACCCUUCUACAAGCAGCACGUCUUCAGAUGGCCUCCGUGAUAAUGUGCCCUGCCUAAAAAUUAGAAGUACUCCAUUAAAACAAGCGGCAGGUUACCAAGCUGAAGUAGUCAUUCAGCUAGUUUGGGUUAACGGUGAACCUCCACAACAGAUAACCAGCCUUGCAGUCAAUUCAUCAUAUGGACUUUUGGUGUUUGGGAACUGUAAUGGUAUUGCAAUGGUUGAUUACAUUCAGAAGACUAUACUUUUAAACCUGGGCACAAUUGAACUCUAUGGUUCGAAUGAUCCUUAUCAGAGGCAACCAAAGUCCCCCCGCAAAGCCCGACAGGCCUCAGGAGGUCUCUGUGAUAUCAAUGAGAGUUCUACAGUUCUGGAUGACCACUGCAAGUCUCCCACAUCAGGUUCUGCUUCCUCGUGCAAUUCUGAAGAUGAUCAGAAAUUGCCUAACUUUAUAGAAAAGGUGAAAAUCAAAAGCAGAAAACUUUCCAAGAUCGUAGUAUCUGACAUAGCGAAGAUGUCGAGAAAACUAAGCUUGCCAACUGAACUGAAGCCUGAUUUAGAGCUUGGAGUUGAGUCAAAGAACAGAGCCCAAGGCAUUAAUCAUCACCUGGAAAAGAGGCAACUUAAAAAUCAUGGUUGGAGUAUGACUUCUCUGUACAUGCAUUUCACUCAUGUGAAAGACAACUCUUUCAGCCGUUCCCGCAGUUCCAGUGUUACCAGCAUUGACAAGGAGUCCCGAGAGGCCAUCACUGCUCUUCACUUCUCUGAGACUUAUACUCGAAAGGCAGACACGUGCACCUCACCUUGUUUGUGGGUUGGGACAACUCUUGGCACCGUACUGGUGAUAGUACUGAAUCUGCCACCUGGUGGAGAACAAAGACUUACCCAGCCAGUCAUUGUAUCUCCUAGUGGGACUAUAUUGAGACUAAAAGGAGCAAUGUUGCGAAUGGCAUUCUUGGACACCACAGGAAGUCUCAUCCAUCCAGCACAUGAUCCUUGGAAAGAACCAAAUAUUCAGGAGGAGAAAGAUGAGAAAGAUAAAUGUAGGAAACUGAGACCUGUAUCUGUCUCCCCUUCAUCCUCUCAGGAAAUAAGUGAAACCCAAUAUGCAGUGAUAUGUUCAGAAAAGCAGGCAAAGGUUAUCUCACUGCCAUCCCAAAACUGUGUUUAUAAACACAACAUAACUGAAACAUCGUUUGUUCUUCGUGCUGAUAUUGUGGGACUGAAUGGGAGCACCUGCCUUGCAUGCUUCUGUGCCAAUGGACAUAUCAUGACAUUCAGCUUGCCAAGUCUUAGGCCACUGCUGGACGUCAAUUAUUUGCCACUGACCGAUAUGCGAAUAGCUCGUACUUUCUGUUUCACCAAUAACGGGCAAGCUCUAUAUCUGGUUUCACCCACUGAAAUCCAACGCAUCACCUAUAGUCAGGGAACAUGUGAGAAUUUACAGGAAAUGCUGGGAGAGCUGUUUACCCCUGUGGAAACACCAGAUGCUCCAAACAGGGGGUUCUUUAAAGGGUUGUUUGGUGGUGGUGCCCAGUCACUGGACAGGGAAGAGCUUUUUGGUGAAUCUGUAGCGGGGAAAGCCUCGAGGAGCUUGGCCCAGCACAUCCCAGGGACUGGUGGAAUUGAAGGGGUCAAAGGAGCAGCAUCUGGUGUUGCAGGAGAGCUGGCAAGGGCCAGGAUAGCACUGGAUGAAAGAGGGCAGAAACUAAGUGAGCUGGAGGAGCGAACGGCGGCCAUGUUAUACAGUGCCGAUAAUUUCUCUAAACAUGCUCAUGAGAUGAUGUUAAAGUGCAAAGAUAAGAAGUGGUACCAGUUCUGAACACCUCGAUCCAACGUUACUUAAAUACUUCAGCUGGAAGGAGGUUAUCCACAGAUGAUUCUCCCUCUUCAUUUAUUUCUGCAGGACAGGAGGUUCAUCUUUGAGUAUUGCUGUUUCCAAGCACAACUCAUAAACUCUUUCCCUCGGUCACAUUGCUUUAAACUGAGGAGGAAACUGAAAACUUGCAACAUGAAGGUGUUUUCUACUGUAGCUGUGGGUUGGUGCACAGUGUGGGACCUGAGCAGGGAACAAGGGGCAGUGCUGGAUUUUAUGUGUUAUUUCACACGCCAAAUGUUUUGUGCUAUUGUCUCUGGCAGUGUUUCACCCAUUAAAACUAUAAAUGUAAUACUGCAUUCACUCCGGAUGCCAGCAAAUGCAAAACAAGAGGAUAAAAACAUGUAGCAAAGUAUUGCAUAGAGAAUCCAAAUAAUGAUUUAUUUGCACAUUAUUUGUUUAUGUACUGAGCUAGGUGGGUGAUAAUGGUUUGCAGAUUGUCAACUCUGAUCAGAUAAUAUUUGUUUGUGUCCGAUAUUAGAUAAUGGUGUGUGUCCACUGGCUGGACGCAAUGAGUUUGGAUGAUAUUGUUUUGUGGUCAGUGCUGAUUGAUUGAUGCUGGUUUAUAUCUGCCGAUAAUGGAUGAAGCCAGCUUCUGCCUAAGACUGGUUGAAUGAAUAACAUUUUGGGGUGUGGUUUUUGUCUUAGCUGAUGAUUUUAGUUGAUUAUGGAUUCAUUUGAUGCAGAUGUUCCCUGUGUCGUUACUGCUUCAAAAAGCUUUUUGUAAUUAGAUUUUAUUGUGCCCCCACCUACUAUAGAUAAUUGUCAACAAUGCAAAUCCUUUGAGCUACAGUAACAACUGUUUUUAAAAUAAAUGAAUCAUCACUGGUUUGGAGUCACAUAACUAUGAUACAAAAACCUUAAUUCUCAAUAAUAGUAUUAUGGUGCCAGAUUAAAUAUACGUUAUUUAUUGUGCUAACUCCCAGCCUAGGUAACCAGAUCCUGUUGUUGAAUUGAUGCUGUCUGGUGGUAGUCUUACAUCUGUAGGAUAGUUUGGAGGACCAUGGAAGUAUUUUUCUCCCCUUGUUCUUCAAGGAACAACUCCAGCAACAACAGCAAGCAAUUUUCCUGGCAGAAAUCUAGUUGAAACCAAAGGGAAGAAGAUGGCAUUGUUGGCAUGGUUAAUGGAAUUGGAAGAAGAGCUGGAUCGGGAUGACUAUGAGAGUUAAUGGCAAAUUUGGCUGCAGUAGAAUAUAAGUUUCCUUUUGAAAAAAUACUUAGUGCCACUGUAGACGUAGAAUAUCCAACACAGAUAGAAUUUGAACAUAUUUUUAUUAAGUAAAAUCAGCUGCCAACAAGGGCUGGUUCUGAUUCCUGUUCAUAGUUACUGUACAUUAUUGGUGUAUUGUUGCAUUCCAUGUUACAGUACAUGAGAUGUUAUUUAGUGCAAUACUUUGGGAAUGCCCAUAUUUGAAGAUUAAAUAGAAUGUACCUGAAAAGGUUGGUUACAACUGUGUUUCUCUUUUGUUUUUGUAUGUUUUCACAUCUUCACUUCUUCCAGUCACUUUGCUUCAGAGUGUGUAUGACGUCUGCAGCCUUUCCCCUUCAUGAUCAUUGCACAUAUUCAACUUGGGUCUUGUGAGGAGAAACUGAAGGCUGGGUACAAAAGAUGCUGGCUUCCACAGAAACAGCUGUCCAUUUAACAAUGAAACCUGAACUCUACAUAGUUGGAGUCCCACUGUCAUAAGUACCCACGCGGCAGAACUAUUCCUCACAAACCUCAGCAGCCACAAGAGUCCAGAUCAACGCAGCAAAUCACAAUGCUUUUAAAAUGUAGGCUAUUAGAAAUUCACAGGAGUUUGUUUCACAAUGAAAUUCUAAUCUGUAGUCAACAUAAACUGUUGAUGGCCAAGAGCAUGGUUGCAUUCAGGACAGAAAUGUUUACUUGUGUUAUCAUUUAUUGCCAUGCUUUUCAUGUUCAGCUUUUUUUAGGUUUACUUUAUGUCAUUUUCAUUCCCUUAUGUUUACACAAGUGCCCACCACAAUCUUUGGGACAUAGACCCAUCAUUUAUUUAUGUGCCUCUGUACUUAACAAUUUGAGAUUUUUAAUAGAAAAAAAAACACAUGUGGUUAAAGUGCACAUUGUCUGAUUUUAAUAAAGGCCAUUUUUAUACAUUUUGAUUUCACCAUGUAGAAAUUACAGCAGUGUUUAUACAUAGUCCUCCUAUUUCAGGGCACCAUACUGUUUGGGACACAGCAAUGUCAUGUAAAUGAACGUAGUCAUGUUUAGUAUUUUGUUGCAUAUCAUUUGCAUUCAAUGACUGCUUGAAGUCUGUGAUUCAUGGACAUCACCAGUUGCUGGGUGUCUUCUCUGAUGUUCUCUGCCAGGCCUGUAUUACAGCCAUCUUUAGCUUAUGCUUGUUUUGGGGCAAGUCCCCUUCAGUUUUCUCUUCAGCAUAUAAAAGGCAUGCUCAAUUGGGUUCAGAUCGAGUGAUGGACUUGGCCAUUUUUUAGCUUUGAAAAACUCCUUUGUUGUUUAGCAGUAUGUUUGGAAUCAUUGUCUUGCUGUAGAAUGAACCGCCGGUCAAUGAGUUUUGAGGCAUUUGUUUGCACUUGUGCAGAUAGGAUGUAUCUAUACACUUCAGAAUUCAUUAUGCUACUACCAUCAGCAGUUGUAUCAUCAAUGAAGAUAAGUGAGCUUAUCAUCAAUGAAGAUAAGUGAGAUAAGUGAGUCAGUACCUUCAGCAGCCAUACAUGCCCAGGCCAUAACACCCCCACCACCGUGUUUCACAGAUUAGGUGGUAUGCUUUGGAUCUUGAGCAGUUCCUUCUCUCCACCAUACUUUGCUCUUGCCAUCACUCUGAUAUAAAUUAAUCUUCGUCUCAUCUGUCCACAAGACCUUUUUCCAGAACUGUGGUUGCUCUUUGCAAACUGUAACCGGGCCAUCCUAUUUUUGCGGCUAGGCAGUGGUUUGCAUCUUGCAGUGUAGCUUCUGUAUUUCUGUUCAUGAAGUCUUCUGCGGACAGUGGUCAUUGACAAAUCCACACCUGACUCCUGAAGAGUGUUUCUGAUCUGUUGGACGGGUGUUUGGGGAUUUGUCUUUAUUAUAGAGAGAAUUAUUCUGUCAUCAGCUGUGGAGGUCUUCCUUGGCCUGCCAGUCCUGUUGUGAUUAGUAAGCUCACCAGUGCUCUCUUUCUUCUUAAUGAUGUUCCAAACAGUUUAUUUUGAUGCCUAAGGUUUGGCUGGUCUCUAACAGUUUUAUUCUUGUUUCUUUGAUGGCUUCUUUGACUUUCAUUGGUACAACUUUGGUCUUCAUGUUGGUAAACAGCAAUAAAAGUUUCCAAAGGUGAUGGAAAGACGGGAGGAAAAACUGGGUGCUGAGAGUUCUCUUAUACCUGCAUUAACGAGGCAAUUAAACACACCUGAACAAUUACAAAUGCCUGUGAAGCCAUGUGUCCCAAACAUUAUGGUGCCCUGAAAUGGGGGGGCUAUGUAUAAACACAGCUAUAAUUUCUACAUGGUGAAAACAAAAUGUAUAAAAAUACCCUUUAAUAAAAUCUGACAAUGUGCACUUUAACCACAUGUGAUUUUUUUUAAAUUACAAAUCUCAAAUUGUGGAGUACAGAGGCAAAUAAAUAAAUGAUGGGUCUUUGUCCCAAACAUUAUGAAGGGCACUGUAUGUGUUUUAUUCUGUGUUUUAAGCAUAUUAGAAUAUUGAGAAUAUGGAGCACCUUUUGUAAAGUGGCGGCUGCCGGGAUUGUCCCCUCCUGAUUAAGUUGGCACAAUACUCCCAACAAGGGGAGUUGUACAUGUGCAAGGGUCUUUAUCCUCUUGAUUAGCAUUUCAGGAUUUCUUUAAUGAAACAAAUUUCUUUUCAGCAUAUUUGAAAAUAUAUAAAUAUGAAGUAUAUGUGUUGAGAAAUAUAUUUCCUUAAACCUGUUUUCAGUGUAGGGUCUGUACUUCAUUUCCCUGAUCUUUUGAUGGAAGUGCACGAAAUUUACUGCUGUUUGUGUGUUACCCGUGAUGUGCAUCAAGUCUCUGAUUGUUCUGUUAAAUUAAAAGCUAAUGAAGUUGAAUUUGCUGAGUACUUCUGCCAAAUUGUAAUGUUUUUUCCUGAAAAUUGUUUUUCUAAAAAAAAUUAAAAUAUCCAAUCUAGCUGACAAA